UGUAAUCAUAUUGGACUUAGACAUGGAUUGUAUUUUACAACUUGGACUUAUCCAAACUUACAAGCCUAAAUACAAGCACAAAUCCCAUUCCCAAAUCUCACCCUCUCACGUGAGAAUGUGAGAUUUGAAAUCUAUCGACACAAAGCAUAAAUCAAGAACGACAAGAGCAUCUAUUUUCCUUCUUGUUUCACAUAUGUGAGGAGUCACCACUGUGCGAUGCCGCUAUGUAUUCCCUUGGUCAAAGUCUGAAACUUCUGUGUUGGAUCAGUUAGAAGGUUGUCGGGAAAAAUACCGCCCCGGUCGGAAGAGAUCAGAAACCUAUAUUCACGUGUCCUCCUCUUGGCUUCGAGCUCCCAACCACGCUUCCUGCUCGGACGAAUCCCUAACUCCAUCAAUGAAUCUAUGUCGUGGCCUACAAAACUCCAUCUCUGAAUCCCUAAAAUAAAGCUCCCACUUUGAUGAAAAUUGGUAACUUGCAGGUACGGGCAAGAUAAUCUUCAAAGCUUUUGAGCACCAUUCAAAGCUUUUGAAAUAAAGUGUCCGCUUUGAUGAAACUUCAUAAAGCUUUUGAACACCAUUCAUAAUCCAUAAGUCUUGAUAUGUCUAACACAAAAAUCCACAAAAAUCUACUCAAGUCCAUAUAAGUCUACUAAAAUCACAUAUUGUCGCAAAUCUUAAUAAGUCUAAAUAAGUCCCAAAUGAAUACACCCCUUAAUGUCUAGAAUUUCAUAAAUAAAACAAUAUUUGUAUUUGGAUAAAAUAUCUUUAUACGGUUGGAGCAUUGCCGUUGCGCUUGUUGGACUACCACUACCAACAGAUUGUCCCGAUAUGAUGGGAGAACUAAGGGAACAAUUAAGUAUACUAGAGUAAAAAUUAUAUUAAUUAAUAAUAUUAAUUAAUUAAGCACAUUAAUUAAUUAUAUAAGGGUAAAAGAUCAAUUUUCUCUAAAGCAAAGUAAUUGUUUUUAUUACAUUAGAAUGCAUAAAAUUAAUAUGGGCCUAAGUUUAGAGCUGGGCUAAGUGAAGAUAUUAAGAACUUUCUGUCUCAACAGCCCUGCCAGCACAUGAGCUAUGACUAUGAGUACUCCGUUGGCGCGAAAAGCUGCCAGGCUUCUUCUAAGACAAAAAAUUUCCCUCCAUAACAAUCGAUCAAUUUAUAUUUUAUACUAUACUAUGUACUGCGUAGUACCCAUUUCAAAUUUCCCGGAUUCACUAAAACCCUGAUAUUCAUCUUCCCGCGAAUCAGUCCGCUUUCUCGGCUGAGGGAUGGCAAAAAGUUUCAUUGAUGAUCUCCAGGAUGUACUAACCGGCGUAUCGUCACCAUCGUCGUCUACAAGCAAACAGUUAGCGUAUUCAAAACUCCUGAACCUCCAACAGCUCUCUUCUAGCAGCAGCGCCGAUCCUUCUUUCAUCACAUUGCUUGCGGACUCUUCGUCUACACUAUUGCGAUCGAUUCUCAUUGAUAUCUUCGAUCAGGAAGAAGAAAUGAUUUCCGUACAGGCUUUGAAGUGUUUGGGGUUUAUGGUUUAUCAUCCUUCCAUACUUGCUUCAGUCAAAGGCGAUGAUGCCAACUUGAUUGUUGAGUCACUUGUUAAGGUUAUUACAACAACCAAGAUAAAGUGGGUUUGCAAUUUGGGUUUGUGGUGUAUAUCAAUGCAACAGUUUAAGACACCGCUUUUGGACACACAUUUUCAUGUUUUGUUAAGGGCAGUUGUCUAUGGCCUUAAUAAUCCUAUGGGCUCUCUUUCUAUAACAUUCGAGGCUUUGCAGGCAGGCUGUGAUGAAGUUGGCUGGUUCAUUAGGCGAAAAGAUGAGAAACUUAUCCCAUUUAUGGGUUCCUCCCCUUUAUAGAAGACUUACAAGUGAUAAUAAAAGGGAGAGGGAAAUGUCUGAGAGAUGCUUACUAAAAUUGAAGAGCAUUAUAUGUCCUCCACCAGUCACUCUUUCCAAGGCAGUUGUCCUAGACUUGAAGAAAAAAUUGCUUUCUGAAAUAGAAGACAUGAUCAAUCACGGGAAGAAGAUCGAGGCUCUUAAAGCAUGGGGAUGGUGUAUGCGCUUACUUGGACCUUAUUUGACCAAACAUAAGCAUUUAGUCAAUGAGUUGCUCAAACUUCCAACACAGACUUUUUCAGACUUUGAUCCACAAGUUCAGAUUGCUUCACUGGUUUCCUGGCAAGGUUUCAUUGAUGCAUUAAUCUGUCCACCAUUUGAUGAUCCUGAAACCAGUUCCGCUACUGGGAAUGCUGCAGAUGAUGUGAAAGUAGAUGAAGGGGACUGUAAAAGGACCAUUCCAAAUGGAUUUUCCAAGAAGAUUUUGCUUAUAAUGACACCUCUUAUAGGAAUUAUGAACAGUAGAUGUGAUUUAUCUGUUCAUGCAUCAUGUCUCUCCACAUGGUGUUAUCUAUUGCAUAAGCUUGAUACUUCUGUCAGCCAUGAUCCAGUGGUCAGAAUUGCGUGCCAACCAAUUUUUGAACUUGUAUUUCAAACCGGACCUAAGGACAAGAACAUGUGCUCAUGGAAUUCUUGCAUUGAACUACUUGAUAAUUUUAUAUUAACGAGAAGUGGUCGAAAUGAAAGCACAAUUCUCCAUGGAGGUGCUGAUUUGUCUCCUAUCAAAUGGUCACCUUGGGAUCUAAGUCAACUGGAGUUUUUUGUGAAUAUGAUACAUUGUUUGUUCAACCAAAGAUCUGAUCCUGUGGGGCCUGAAAUAUUAGUAAUGUUGACACACAAUGCUGUGUCAAGGCUAUUCAGAUCUCUGUUGAGAUCGGUUCAGAAUGUGUUAAGAUCAUCAAUUGUCACUUAUGAUGAGGUUAUACUAUGUCUAAAUGUUAUUUUGAAGUUCUUCCAGGACUUGCUUGAAAAAACAGGUACAAGCAAUACAAUCUCCCUUCAACUUUUAUAUUCUGCAGUGGAGGAGUUAGACCCUUCAGUACUUGAAUCCCCUCUGUACAAAGUGGAGUUGGAUAUAGAAGCCCUUCAAAAUGUACAGCCAAUUUGUAGGAAUCUCAAAACAUCAGACAUUGAUGGUGUGGCUUAUAUGAGAAAGGUUUCUCGUGCAGUGUAUAUAUGUGUUCUCUACUUUAUCACAGUGAUCAAGUUUCCUUUGGCUGUCAUACCUGAGAUGUGCAGCUUUCUGAAAUUGAUACUCUCUUCAUAUGACACAAUGGAGAUGCUAAGGGUGUUUGUUGGUUUAUUGUAUACUCACAAGGAAUCAAAUUGCUUCGAGAUAUGGCUAACCAUUGCAAAAUGUCUUAAAGAGUACAUAAUGAAAGACAUCCCCAGUUAUUCUGCAGUUAUGCUUCUCCUAAACUAUCCGUUUGCUGCUUAUUCUGUCAUUCAGAAGCAGUUUGAGAUUUCAAGUGUCACUGAUACAUGGGAAUUAUUUUAUGGUUCUAUCUGUCAAUGUUCACAAAUUUGCCAUAUGGAUUUGACAAGGGACAUGUUUGGCAUUUUGAAUGGAAACUUUGAUGAGAAGUGUGGUGACUUUGAUUUUGUCCUAUUAUUAGGAAAUGCAAUGAUAUGUGUUUUGGAGCAGGCUAUUAACAAUAAACAUAAAAGUAAAUAUCAUGAUCCCGAGAACCUCAACAAUGCCAUUAUAAGCUUGGAAAUUGCUCUCAGGUUCAUGAAGAUGCCUUGGGUGAUUGAAGAAGGAAAUUUGCAAAUGAGCUUUACUCUAGCAUCAAGGAUACUGUCAAAACUGGCCAACUUCAUUGGGUGUUUUCCACUACAUCAUGGUUUUAUCUCAUUUUUCGAGAUUACAACAAAACCACUUCUUCUGUGGCUGUCGCGUAUGGAUGUCCAAGACGAUGGCUUCAAAGAUCAACUGCAUAUGUUAUGGAGUGAAAUCUUGAAGAAUCUGCAGAAGAGCAGCCAAACAGCAUUGAACUUCGAUUCAUCAUUUCUGAAACUGCAAUCCCCCCUUCUGGAGAAAACUCUAGAUCACCCAGACCCAAACUUUUCCAACCCAUCCAUCCAGUUUUGGAACGCCACAUAUGGUGAACAGAUAAAUUUACAAUACCCUGAAACCUUGCUUCCCGUUCUUGACAAGCUCUCGAGGAAUGGGAGGUUGAGUCUCUCCAGAAAAACUCCGCCCUCUCAAAAGAUAUGGAAGGUCACUGCCUCCUCCCUUAACCGGUGGUCCAAAAGAGUUGAGUUUGCUCAUGAGAAAACAGCAGUGGGCGGGAAAAGGAAAUUUGAUGAGCUGACCGAACAUCAGAAGGAAGUGAGACGUGCUCAACAAGGGCGGGCGAGUGACUCCCUUGGUCGGGGCCCGGGGAUCCGGACUUACACCAGUGUUGAUUUCUCUCAAGAUAAUGAAGAGUCACAAGAGAGUCAGGACAUUAGAGAUGCUGAUUCCAUCCUGGAGAUGUUGAGGAAAGUUCAUUAACAAUUUAACAUGCCAGGACAUUGCUUUAAAAAAUUUCAGUUAGGGGGUGUCUUAACUUGUGCAAGUUAAAGACUAAGUAAACCUGUGGAUACGUACUAGUGUAAUAAUAGGUAUAUCAUACCUACUGUCCCUAAUUGGAUGGGUCUCUAGGUACUCAGUAGUCAUCGAGUUUCGACAGUUUUGUAUGGGAAUUGAGUAUUCUCUGUUCUCCUUCCCCACACUAUUAGAGAGAUGACGUACAAAGCAUUCAAUGUGGAAAGUAAAGUAGGGGUGGAG
Cuscuta europaea is the source of this 4662-nucleotide messenger RNA. The record is from the annotation of a GenBank genome assembly. NCBI's taxonomy places the organism in Eukaryota, Viridiplantae, Streptophyta, Magnoliopsida, Solanales, Convolvulaceae.